AUGAAAACGAUAUUUUUGUUAUGUUAAGAAAANCAUAUAUAGCAAUAUAUAUUAUAAAUUAACAAUAGAAUCUUAUAAAUGGAUAUAUUUAAAAUAUGAAUUAAGUACAACUAAUAUAGAAUUUUAAUGUAUAAAUGAAGUAUAGGAUGUAUGUAAAAUAUUUCAUAAUAAUAUAGUUUAUAGUUUUGUAUUUUAAAAAACACCUUAAAAGAUAAUACCAACAAUAGAAAAUAGUUAGUAAUUAAAGUCUAUAACAAAUAUUUAAGAAUAAUUAAUAAACAAUUAAACAAAUAAUAAUGCUGACGUAAUCUAUAUAGGACUUUAUAAUAAUUAAUCAAAAACAAUAGAUUUAUAAUUUAAAAUAGUUACUUAUAAUGAUGAUAAUAAUGAAUCUAUGUUUGAACGUAAUAAAAUAAUUAUUAUAAUAACUGCUUGUGUAAUUGCAACUUUAUUAUUAUUUGCUAUUGGUAUAUCUGCAUUAAGAACUAGAAAAUAAAAAUAAAUUAGAAAAUAAGUAUAAGAAGAUAUACGUAGAAAUUUAAAUAAUGAUUAAUAAUAAACUAAUAGAGUAUUUGAUCCAGCUAUAUAUAAAGGUAAUAUUAAUAUAAUUAAUAAGGUUUCUAAAUUAGAUUUAUUAAAGAUCAUUUUAAAGCUCAUUAUUAUGAUAAAUUUAUAUCAAUAUAUCCUGGAUUAUCAUAAUUUUAAGAAUGUGCUGUAUGUUUAGAAUAAAUGAAUAAAGGAAAUAAUAAAUUAUAAAGAAUUUGUUCUGUAACACCUUGUUUUCAUAUAUUUCAUUAUAUAUGUCUUUAAGAAUGGUUAUUAAGAUAAAAAAAUUGUCCAUUUUGUAGAACUGAAUAUACUAGAAAAAAGAUUAUUUAAGAUUUUCCAUGGUUAGAUAUUGGAAAUUUAUAAAUCAAAAAUACUGAUUCUAAUUAUCUAUCUAGAAUCAAAAAUUAAAUUGAAAGUGUUAAUGAAAGUCGUAUAGAAUUAAAUAAUCAUUAAUAAAUACAAUAAACACAAUAAUUAGAAGAAAUUAAAGAUUGA
Messenger RNA from Paramecium primaurelia, 1044 nucleotides. The record is from the annotation of a GenBank genome assembly. Lineage: Eukaryota; Ciliophora; Oligohymenophorea; Peniculida; Parameciidae.